UUUGCCCAAGGAGAGCAGCGUCGGCGACUGCGACCGAUCGACCUUGCCCACGGUGCUCUGGCCUCUGGAGAUUAAAAUACGACUGGUGACUCUUCGCUAGAGUUGAAAUCCAGGGAGGAGCCAGGAAAGACGUCUGAGAUUCAGGCGACAAAACGAAAUCAGAGGGAUCAGAUUGUUGAACGAGGCGAGGCUCGAGAAGAAGCUGCUGAGGCCGAGAGAGCGACGAAGCCGAUGGCGGCGACGAAGAAACCCAAGGCCAAGCCUCAAAAACCAGCCAAGGUAACGGCUGCGAGGAUAGCAAAGAUGCUGGCUGAAGGGGAUGAGAUGAUAAGAAACAUGACACCUGAAGAAAGGGCCAGGAUUAUUGCCGAGUCCAUGGCUGAAAAAUCGGCCCGCGAAGCUGCUGAGGCGAAAGAUGAAGCUGGAGAUGACGAGGAGGAGACUGCACCGGCACAAUGCGAGGAAGAAUGGUUCGCUGCCAAGUUUCGCUCUAUGUGGAGAAGAUACUUAGCUCCCGGCGGUGUUACUUUCGACCAAACCAGUAAACUCCCUGCCAUGCGUUAUGUGAAUCCUGCUUCGGGUUGCUCGGCCAAGGCCAUGGACACUCUGCAGAUUAUGUCAGUCAAAGUUGCAGCAAUCAACGGGGGCUUGCACUGGCCACUACAAGUGUUUGGUAUCGUUGCUGCACGUGAUUACUUGGAUCGUAAGCGCAAUAUUAUUUUCCACCGGCCGAGGACUGACUGCCAAACCAUCACCCAGGAGGAUUGCUACCUAGCACUGUCCGGUCCUAGCCGUGCCAUUGUCGUCUCAUAUGAUCCUACAUACGUUGAGGUUUCGCUCAAAGUGAAGGGCGCUAUUGAAUCUGAGGAUAAAGAUUUAAGUGCUCUCAUUGUGGUGUUUAGAGCUGGAGCCUGUCCUCAAAAUGUCUACCCUAGCAGGCUUAGCACGCUGGAAAUGAAUUUUGAUCACAUUUAUCAAUCGGUGGAGGCCACGGUCUUUAUAAGAAUUAUUGGCGGGUCGUGGCCGGAUGGCUUUCGGGGUGUAUUUAGUGCUGCCUCCAGUAGGGAUGACACCCUGCAAGUCAAGUUACUUGAGUUUGAAGAUGGUAGGUUGCCUGCUGACUCUAACGGUGUGAUCGCGCUCACACGACGUGUGGUCUCUGUUGCGCUUCAGAGGAACUUGAAGGUUUCUGUAAUGGCAUUUCCAAGAAACGUGGGAUAUGCUGCUGAGACCAGUGAAGCAGUUUUACAACCUCAUAGAGCCGGUGUAAGCCCCCCAGGAGUCAAUCUCUGUGUUGGCUCGUGUAGUAUGGAAGUUCGUGUUGCUUGGUCAUGUUUCUGUUGUGAGUGUUGACAUGAGACCAUCUUUAACUCAUUUAAUCUGUGUAUUAUAUGUUGGUGUAGUGGUAUUGUGGCAUUUUUUCUAGUGGUGUAUGCUAGAAAACUGUUCCUAGUUUUGUACUGCUGGUAAUGUGGCAUCUGUGGCCAGCUGGUGUUUUAGUGGUGUAUAUGCUAGAAACCUGUUCCAAGUAGUAGUGUUCUGUACUAGCUUC
This is a messenger RNA of Triticum aestivum (bread wheat), 1552 nucleotides long. RefSeq lists its product as uncharacterized. The coding region runs from base 232 to 1353 and encodes 373 amino acids. NCBI's taxonomy places the organism in Eukaryota, Viridiplantae, Streptophyta, Magnoliopsida, Poales, Poaceae. The record is from RefSeq and is a predicted model, not a curated record. The transcript has 3 exons.